Molecule: messenger RNA, 2628 nt
Organism: Suncus etruscus (white-toothed pygmy shrew)
Lineage: Eukaryota; Metazoa; Chordata; Mammalia; Eulipotyphla; Soricidae
Gene: GARIN5B
Product: golgi associated RAB2 interactor family member 5B
Exons: 11
Coding region: 1-2628 (875 amino acids)
Cellular component (GO): nucleus
Source: RefSeq, a predicted model, not a curated record
AUGAACCGCUUCUGGAACCGGCAGCGCGGGGAGCCGGAGGCCCGAGCCGCGAAGUGGGUGCCCACGCUGGGCGGGCUGCAGAAGGCGCUCAGGAAGGGCGAGUACCUGCCCCUGCGGCCGCUGCCCAUGUUCGAGAGCGACUUCGUGCAGGUGACCAACCGGGGGAGCCCCGUCUUCGUGCACCACCGGCCCAACAGGGUCACCAUCGGCGUGGCCGCCUCCCUGCCCGGCCUCCUGCUGCCCGACCUGCUGCUCAUGGGCCAGCCCGGGGACGAGGACGCCGCCAGCAUGGUGCUCACCAGGAUCAUCCCGCUGGACCUGGUCCACCUGUACGUGCACGAGCUGGCCGCCUGGCGCCUCAAGCUGCGCCUGGUCACCGGCCGCUACUACUACCUGGAGCUGGACGCGCCCCACCAGGAGGGCGGCUUCCUCUUCAACCGCUGGAUCCGCCUCAUCAACCUGCUGCAGGACUCGGUCAGCGAGUGGGCCCCGCACGUGGACCUCAACGCCGCCGUCGCGCCGCCCUCCACCUGGCGCCUGCAGCCCCUGACCGCUCUUUCCUGCGCAGGACCCGAAGGAGCCCUGCAAAAGUUUCGCGCCCUCUCUCCUGCCACAGUGCUCUCGGAGCCCAGCUUCCCGUUCUCGGUGCUGGCUUCCCGCAAAACGAAGAAAGCCAAGAAGCUGGGCCGCAGGUUCAAGUCCCAGGCCGCGGGCAGCUCCUUGCCCCUCGUCUGGUCCCAGCAGCUGGAGAAGUCCCAGACCUCGGAGAAGAAAGGCGAAAAGGAGGCGUCUCCCGGGGAGCUCGGCCCGACCACGUCUCAGGACAAAGAGCAAGUGGCAGGCAAACACAGCGUCACCAUCAAGACCAUCUUCAGCAUCAUCUCCGAAACCGUGAACAACCCGUCCUCCACCCAGGCAGCUAGACGACCCAGGGGCUGGGGGCUCCCGAUUCUCCUGCCCAGCAGCCUCUCUUCUGCCCUCCUGCAGGUGGACUCCGAUUACAACGCCACCCCCCUGGGCGGGCUAGUGGAGACCGUGAGGCGCUGCAUCCCAAUCCCCCCUUCCAACCCGUCCCUGCUGGGCUCCUUUGACCACCUGAACCGGCGCUUGUGGGAGCAGGACGUGGAACAGCUCAUGGACCCCGAAUCCAGCAGCGUGUCCUCUUCCUCCGUGAGCUCAGACACCCUCUACCCCAGCUUCCAGAAGGUCCAGGCCUUGCUGGCCCUUCACAAGUACAGGGGCAAGACUUCGGGCUCCCUGAAGAAGCAGGGGGCCGUCCCCCAGAAGAGGGCCCCAUCCACCCGCAGCGGGGCCCGCAAGGCGCCCAUGCUCCUGGGUCCGACCCAGAAGGCCUUGCCCACACCUGCUGCGUCCAGAAAGGGCGCGAAAGCCCCCGAGCCUCGUGAGGUGGGUUCUCUCCACAAGGUGAAAAUAGCCUCUUCCCAGGGCUCUGCACCAAGGCUCAAGGGCCGGAGCCAGGCCGCCAAGCCCGCGACCACCUCGGCCAUCAGGGCCCCGGGGAGAGGGCAGGGCCUGAGCAUCGGCAGUGGCAAGGAGCAUCGGGAGCCAAAAAGGCCUUUGGAGGCCAAAGGCAACAGGGCGCCCUCGGACCACAGACCCCAACCCAGGACCGUGGGCUUGAGGGGGAUGCCUCUGCCUCCGGGGGCCCCCAAGGGUGAAGAGAAACCUGGAGAAGACAGUGCAUUCAGCACCUGGAAAACAGUCUACGUGGAGAGAACCGGCUUCCAGUCAACGGCACAGCAACGAAAGUUGAGUGAGGGCCGGAUGCAGAGGCCCGCGGGCUCCCUGGAGCAGAAGCAUCCCAUCUCUGUGGAGGGGCUGACUGUGGCCGAGCUCCUCAUCAUAGCAGCGAGGCGACCAAAGGCCACUCCUGAUGACAAGGACCCGGCCCCGUCCCGGCUGCCAGGCCCCCACCAGCACUCUGUGUCCACAGGGACACAGGUGGACCAGGUGGGCCCUGAGCAGAAGGAUGGGGGCCCUGGGAUGGCCCAGAAGAUAUCGCGGAUGUCCUCGAAGGUCCAGGAGCCCAUCAAGGGGUCCAGGGUGGAGGAGAAGGAAGUGCCCCGCCAGCAGAGAGAGGCCAGCCACCUUCCCGCCCACACCGACAGGCCUCCCGUGUCCCAGGUGCCCAUCCCUCUGCCCCAGUCCACGUGGGAGGAGGUGUCCCCCACGCCCCACUCUCAGACCCCCAUCACUGCGUUGGAGAAGAGGGUGACCCAAUUCAAGAGAGGCCUCCCGAAGUCCGAGUUAGAUACCCCACGGUCCAUGGUGGCCACGAUGGGCUCUACCUCCGAGAACCGCUUGAAGUCGCUCCGGGAGGUGGAGAGCAAGAACCUGCCGGUCACCCCGGAGCUGGAGGAGAAGCGAGUGGCCACCGCGGGGAAUUUCGAAAACUUCAGGCCUUUGAGUCUCAGGACCCUAUUCCGCCUGUUGGGUUGGGUGCCUGUGUGCGCGUGCACCCGCGUGGGGUCCUGGAGGCCAGUCGGGGCGGGGGCUCGUUCUGAUGCUGCUCUGGGCAGCGACCACGCACUCCCCCGACUCAGGACCUCCGGGCCGAGCCACGAGCGCAGCCCCCCAGCCCCGGGGACGCCCCGAUCGCCCAGGUGA